CAAGACCACACGUUGUUUAUUAUCAGAGAAGAGUUUUUUUUAUCGAAACUCGAAUCGCAUAACAGAGCUCGUCAUCCUGCCGGCCUAAUAUACACAAACAGGCAGCGUCUCUUCUGCACCGGCAUACGCAUACGCACGCACACACACACACACACACACACACACACACACAUAGGACUCGGCGAGAAAAACGAGCUUCCGGUAGGAACGACAGCAGUUCCUGUGUUCGAAGGGACAAAAUGGCUCUUGUCUCGCGAUUGAGACCGCUUGCCGCACUGGCAGGCGGGCCAUUCUCGACAAAUUUUUCUGCAAGACUCAUCUCUUUGACGGACCAGCAUCUCGGCAAAGUCGUUCCGUUCAAGCUCGCUGAUAUCGGAGAGGGCAUCCGAGAAGUCGUGGUUAAAGAAUGGUUCGUGAAACCAGGCGACAAAGUCGAGCAGUUCCAAAACAUCUGCGAGGUGCAGAGCGACAAGGCCUCGGUAACGAUAACGAGCCGCUUCGACGGCGUGAUCAAGGAGGUCCACUCGAAGAUCGACGACACGGUCCUCGUGGGCAGUGCCCUGGUCGACAUAGAGCUCGAGGCCGACGACGAGGACCAAGUCCCCCCGAUGACGCCCUCACCCCCGGGUGACAUCGCGGCCCAACCGAUCUCGAUCGAGCGAACCGACGCCGCUGCCGCCACCAGCCAAACUACGUCCGAGAGAGCGAUGGAGAAAUCACUGGCCACCCCGGCGGUGCGCAGAAUCGCCCGCGAGAAUAACGUCGAUCUCGCCGAGGUGCCCAGCACCGGGAAGGAUGGAAGAGUCUUGAAAGAGGACAUACUGUCCUAUUUGGAAGGCAAGUCGAUCGUCGCGUCGUCGCCAACGGAGCAAAAACCGCGAGACACCACCACAGCAGCAGCAGCAGCAGCGACCGGUCCACCUACGGUAUCGGUACAGAAGAAAUACGCCAAGCAUAUGUGGAAAUCCAUGACGCAGUCUCUGUCGAUACCGCACUUCGUCUACAGCGACGAGUGCGACGUCAGCAAGCUCGUGGCACUGCGCGCCGAGCUGCGGCCGGCGUUCCGCGAGCGCCACGGCCUCGGCCUGUCCUACAUGCCCUUCUUUCUCAAGGCCAUCUCGCAGGCGCUGCGCAGCUAUCCCGAGCUCAACGGCUGGCUCGACACCGAGCGGGAGUCGGUGCAGGUCAGGCCCGAGCACAACAUCUCCCUGGCGAUGGACACGCCCGGUGGGCUCGUCGUGCCCAACAUCAAGAACGUGCAGAACCUCGGCAUACGCGAGCUUGCCGCGGAGCUCAAUAGGCUGCAGGAGCUCGGCAAGAGGGCGGCCAUACCGCCGGCCGAUCUCGUGUCCGGUACAUUUUCACUGUCCAACAUCGGAAUUGUUGGUGGUACCUAUACAAAACCGGUUAUCAUGUCGCCCCAGGUGGCCAUCGGCGCGGUUGGCAAAAUUCAACGACUACCUCGCUUCGAUGAGGACGAUAACGUGGUGGCUGCCAACAUUUUGACCGUCAGCUGGGCAGCUGAUCAUCGAGUAAUAGACGGAGUGACCAUGGCUAAAUUUUCAAAUCUUUGGAAAUACUACGUUGAGAAUCCCUCGCAUUUAAUUGUGGAUGUAUGAGGGUAACGAUCUCUACGUUCAACAA
Molecule: messenger RNA, 1644 nt
Organism: Trichogramma pretiosum
Lineage: Eukaryota; Metazoa; Arthropoda; Insecta; Hymenoptera; Trichogrammatidae
Gene: Dbct
Product: lipoamide acyltransferase component of branched-chain alpha-keto acid dehydrogenase complex, mitochondrial
Exons: 5
Coding region: 240-1619 (459 amino acids)
Cellular component (GO): cytoplasm; mitochondrion
Molecular function (GO): lipoic acid binding; acetyltransferase activity
Source: RefSeq, a predicted model, not a curated record